Molecule: messenger RNA, 330 nt
Organism: Aureobasidium vineae
Lineage: Eukaryota; Fungi; Ascomycota; Dothideomycetes; Dothideales; Saccotheciaceae
Source: the annotation of a GenBank genome assembly
AUGUCGCGCCAUCACCCUGAUUUGGUCAUGUGUCGCAAGACCGCCGGCAUCGCCAUCGGCCGCCUCUGCGACAAAUGCGACGGCAAAUGCCCCGUCUGCGACAGCUACGUCCGUCCCACAACCCUCGUCCGCAUCUGCGACGAAUGCUCUUUCGGAAACUACCAGAACAAAUGCGUCGUCUGCGGUGGCGAGCAUUAUGAAGGCAACUAUGGCUAUUCGGGACAUCUGGUCACGAACAUUGCGAGACACUGCGCCGAUGGGAAGUGCCUCGCCAUGGCAUUGCACCAAAGACCUCAGGUCAGGAACGCGAAGCAGAGAUCGUCAGAUUAA